Molecule: messenger RNA, 1140 nt
Organism: Myxozyma melibiosi
Lineage: Eukaryota; Fungi; Ascomycota; Lipomycetes; Lipomycetales; Lipomycetaceae
Exons: 1
Coding region: 1-1140 (379 amino acids)
Source: RefSeq, a predicted model, not a curated record
AUGUAUCGCAUCAACUCGAGCACGGGAACGACAUACGUCGUGGGAGCUCUCCUUGUUCUCUUCGUCCUCAAAUUCCUUUUCUUCUCUCCCGCCGUUCCCGGUGCUGGUGCUAUCCAUGCCGCCUCCAUAGCUGCUCAGAAAAGCGCAUCCAAAGCUGUCGAUCUGGAAACUUCCCCGGCUCAUAAUAUUCGCGACAAUUAUGACGCCUUCGCCGAGUACCGUUACCGAGAUGUGUGCAAGAUCUCGUCGCUCGAGCUUCACAAGCCCUUCGAACCUCUAUGCCCCGAUAAGCAGUCUCUCAUUACUGCCAUGUCUAGCGGUGGUCGCAUUGGAAUUGAUGCGCCUUACAUGCCCCGUGAUUGUGAUAUGCGUUGGUUCACCACCGAGGAGUCCUGCGCUAUUCUCGAGAGGUUCGAUCGUGUUUCCAUCGUCGGUGAUUCCAUGAUGCGCCAGAUGCUCGGCGGUCUUUAUGUUCUUUUGCGUAAAGAUCUCGGCUACGGAGGAGUCACGCAAUGGAACUUCAACGAUCAGGAAAAGGCCGAGUGCUUUUGCAAUGCCCAGGUUAACGUCAAGUCCUGUUCUCUCCAAACCAUCUACGCCACCAGAGACAUCCUCAAGUGGGAUCCCAACUCUUUCGCCUGUGAUCCCAACAAGGUCAAUGUUUUUAUCAAUCUUCAGGUUCGCUAUCCCCAACCUGACGAUGAGCUUGAGCGUUACGGAAGCGAUCUAGUCGGUGUUCCCGAAGGCGAGAAGGUUGCGUUCAUAUACGGUCAUGGUCUGUGGAAUGAUCUUGACGUUCAGGCGACUCUCAACUACCUCGAUCGUGCCGAAUCGGUGGUGAAGCAGAAACUGCCUGACUAUGAGAAAGAUGUCAAGCGAUUCCCCCGUCUAUUCAUCACCCCCAAUGCUGCUGGUCCGAAGAAGGCCGAUGCGUUCAUUCUAACCCAAGGAAACAAGCCUCUCAUGCUCUUUGAGACUUCGAUGUACGACGUUCUUCCUGAUAGAGGCUACGACGUUCUCGGUACAUGGAACAUGUCUAUUCAGUCAGUGUCCUUGGAUGGUGUGCAUUGUGAUAUCAAAGGAAACCUUAUCAAGGCCAUGAUGCUUCUAAACUGGCUGGACAAGGUCAGUCUAGAGUAA